Fopius arisanus is the source of this 1164-nucleotide messenger RNA. It is a transcript of the gene Hap40, whose product is annotated as Huntingtin-associated protein 40 kDa. Gene Ontology annotation, molecular function: protein binding. The record is from RefSeq and is a predicted model, not a curated record. Gene Ontology annotation, biological process: vesicle cytoskeletal trafficking. The transcript has 5 exons. Bases 212 to 1141 code for a protein of 309 amino acids. Gene Ontology annotation, cellular component: early endosome. NCBI's taxonomy places the organism in Eukaryota, Metazoa, Arthropoda, Insecta, Hymenoptera, Braconidae.
CGAACUCCAGAGGUGAUAGACGAAUUUAUCAGAGGAUUUAUAUUCAAAAGCAAUCGUUAUCACGUCCUUGAUAACUCGAUGAUCAACUGAGCCUUCAAAUCAACUGAAAACAGGAUUAAUAUAUUCACUAAUUACCGAUGAAUUAAAUUGAGGUCAACUCCUGGAUCUGGCGCAACAAUCGUAAUGAAUUGAGGUUAUUCCUGUAUAAACAAUGGAUAAUUCACUUGAUAACGCGGAUCUCAGGCAGCAUAAUGACUUCUUAAUGAAGUACCAGAGUAUCAACAACAAAUUAAAGAAGAGAUUCCUGAGGAAUCCAAACAUAACAGAAGCCAGUGAACAAUUCAACUCUUUAGCACUUAAUUGCGAGCAGGAAGAGGCUUGGCAAUACGCAGGCCUCUGUUCAACAGCUGUGGCACGUUGUUACCACACCCUCGGGGACACGGAGUCGGAGAUAAAUAAUUUAUUGAGAGCAGGUAGACAUUUCCUGACGGCUGACAAACAGAACUGGAGCAUUGGAUGUCCUUCAGUUGGUCAGGAGAACUUUCAGGCCGCCACCAGCUGUUUCUCCGAUGCCGUUCAAGCCUGUCAUAAUUCCCCUGAAUUCAGUGCCACUGCUGCUGGAGCAAUCCUGGAACUCGCCAUCGCCCUGGGACCAACUCCAGCUGCUGGACAAUUCGUCAAAAAAUCCAUUGGAAUUUUUCCAACAGCUCAAGCAUUCGAUUUGCUACUGUCUUAUUACAUAAAACAAGGAGAUCAUACCUCCGCUCUGAACCUCUGUACUGAGUUCAUGGAUUUGUUGGAGUCAUCAGCUGCUUCGAAUCAUUCAGCUCGUUACAGAAUAUUCAUACGCAAAAUAGAGAUCAAUCGACUUUUGCUGAUAUUAAUUCAGCAGUUGACUGUUCAGAGAUUGUCCCCGGGAAUUUCUGAAGUUCUGGAGAGAUUUACGUCGAUUGAAGACAAUUGGAGUGCAAAUUCCCAUUUGAGUGAAGACGAAUUUAUUCUCCUCCAGUCGUUAGUCCUCGCCUGUCAAUCAAAGGACUCUCACUCCCUCCUCGCCUUGGAGAACGAUUUAUGGAAUUACUUGAAUACAGAGCAAAAAGAUUUACUACGCCAACUAGUGAAGAUUGUAACAACAGAAUAAUCUAAUUACUGGCCACAAAAAAA